This is a messenger RNA of Toxorhynchites rutilus septentrionalis, 6321 nucleotides long. RefSeq names its product mitogen-activated protein kinase kinase kinase 9 (gene wnd). Gene Ontology annotation, molecular function: JUN kinase kinase kinase activity; ATP binding. Gene Ontology annotation, biological process: protein phosphorylation. Lineage: Eukaryota; Metazoa; Arthropoda; Insecta; Diptera; Culicidae. The coding region runs from base 1538 to 4783 and encodes 1081 amino acids. The record is from RefSeq and is a predicted model, not a curated record. The transcript is spliced from 8 exons.
GUUGGUUGGCUCAGUUCUCAUUCAAAUCGCUCACGGUGCGGGAUACGAAAGUUAAUGCGGGCGGACGCGGUUUCACCUUUUUUUUGUGGCCAUACCCUCCAAUAACCACUCGUCGCUCUCGUCUCGAAUAAUUGUAAUUGUCCUCCGUCGUACAGCAAAACAGUGUGAAUCUCUGUGAAAAUGGUACAUGCAAUUAUGUGAGGCGGUAUGAUUGAUUUUUGUUUUUGUACACUCAACAUGAAUUGAGAAUUUAAUCUCCAGUGGUAUGUUGUGAUCAGUCCCAGUGAAUUGUUAUGUUUACCGCCAUCUUGAAUCUUAACUAUGGUUUACUGAAGAAAGUGUUGAUGUUUCUUCGCAUACAUACGAAUACCCAAGUGUAUCUAAUUCCCUUUAGUGGUUGGUUUUACAAAAUUAUGGUGAUACAGAAGAAAUAACAUAAAUUUUAGUGUUUUUUUUUGCAAUUCUGCGGGUUGAGUGUCGAGCAGCUUUGCCAUCCAUAACCCAAGGCAGUGGAGAUUAUGAAAUUCUUCAGAGAAACCGAAAAGGAAAUCCACUAUUGUAUUCACUGAGAGGGAGGUUAUCGAUUUUCUGACACUUUUCAACGAGGGAGCAAAAGAAAAUACGUGAAUGAAUAACACCUCUGCGUAAAGAAGGGAAACCUCGGGACCCAAAUGUUGUGUGAAGUAUGCAGUGUGUUGACUUGUAUUGGUCUCGAAAUAACAGAAAAUAUAAACUGUUUGUGUCGACGGAUGGGUCGUAAAACAAAGUGAAUUAAGUGCGAGGUAGAAAACAAAAUUAUUUUCGGCUUUUCUACCGAGCUCAUAAAGAUAGAAGCCCAACGGAGUACCGCAUGCUAGCGGAUCGCGUGCAAGUGCCUUUUGUAGUCGUUUUCGGAGCUGCAGAUCAAGAUUAUCUAAUGCUGGAUUGGCUUGAAAUACGUGAGGUUUUGUGAAGAAUCUUCGUUUCACAUCUCCCUGCGGCGGCGGUGAUAAUCUUCCAACCAGCAACGAAAAAAUCGAUAAGAACAAUCCAUCUUAAGUGAGGAAAAGCAAAGUGAAGAGGGUUGGGAUAUUCCCGAUAUCUGCUUGUGUAACUGAACGGAGAAUGUAUAUUUCUUCAGCUACAACUGCAGUGUAUUGAUCCUUGGACAAAUAUUGCAAUGGCAUGUGCAUCUGCAAUGUGCAUUGCGGCUACAAAUAUAUCUGAUUAUGUGCAGCGCUAAACUCGAAGAAAGGAAGUGACGAAAAGGGGAAGCGAAAUUCGAAAAGUGUGCUGUGCUGCUGACCGGAUGAUGGUGAAAAUGGGCGCAAUCCAUAGGCUAUGGUGGUGUUGUUCAGAAAAAGUUAUUUUAUCGUAGAUUACAGAAGUUUUUAAAUAAGUGGAAAAUGAAGUGCUGAACGAAAAGUCAGGAGAGAAGUGAAUUAAUUCGAUAAAAGAAAGAUAAAUAAAGAAAAGCAAUGAUGGAAUUAUAAAAUAUGCGUCCAUUCGCUGGCCCAAAGCAAUUUCUAGACAACUGCAUCAACAUCUACAACUGAAAAUGGAACGUGGUGGAGAUACGAGAGCUACAUCCAGCCAUCAGAUGUCACGAAUCGAGGAUUACAGCAACGUGAGCACUUCCAUGCAAAACUUGUCGCAGGACGAGCCUGAUAAUCUAAGGAAAAGCAUGAUGUCAAUCCAGGAGGAGCUCGACCAGAUGGGCAUAAAGAACGACCAGCCGCCAGCUUACUCGCAGGCGAUUGCCGGUGACGACGCCAACAACACAGACAGCAGCGUCGACAACAAUGUGUGCCAGAAUGGGUGGCCAGCUAUGCCAGGAGGUGUUCCGGGUGUGGCCAAUAAACCAGCCGGCUGGAUGGAUGGUUUAUUCGGCUGCAUGCGACCGGUGCUGUCACUAAUUGGCAAAAGUCACAUUAUGGAGAUGAAGAGCAAACAGACUGAUGACUGGGAAAUACCCUUCGAAACUAUCACCGAUCUGUUGUGGCUCGGAAGCGGUGCCCAAGGAGCCGUCUUCCGGGGUACGCUUCGGAACGAGCUGGUCGCGGUUAAGAAGGUUCGUGACGUCAAAGAAACCGACAUCAAACACCUUCGAAAACUGGACCAUGAGAACAUUGUAAAAUUCAAGGGCGUAUGUACCCAGGCGCCAGUAUUUUGUAUAAUCAUGGAAUUCUGCCCGUUCGGACCGUUGCAUCAAAUUCUGGCGGACGGGGGCGACAUAAUCUCGCCGAACCGAUUGGUGUCCUGGUCCCAGCAGAUCGCCCACGGAAUGCAGUACCUCCACUCGCACAAGAUCAUCCAUCGGGAUCUCAAGAGCCCUAACAUUCUGAUCGGCGAGGGAGAGGUGAUCAAAAUUAGCGACUUUGGAACGUCGCGUGAGUGGAAUGAAAUCAGUACAAAAAUGAGCUUCGCCGGAACGGUGGCAUGGAUGGCACCGGAGGUGAUCCGAAACGAACCCUGCAACGAGAAGGUCGACAUCUGGUCCUACGGUGUGGUGCUGUGGGAACUGCUGACCGGCGAAGUGCCAUACAAAAACGUAGACUCGUCCCAGAUCAUAUUCGGUGUGGGCAACAACUCGCUCUACCUGCCCAUCCCGGCGAGCUGUCCGGAGGGUUUUAUGUUGCUGAUCAAACAGUGCUGGAGUCCGAAGCCAAGAAACAGGCCGUCGUUCAAAAUCAUACUCACACAUCUGGAGAUAGCGGGUAACGAGCUGUUACGUCAGUGCGCCGAAGAGCAAGGAUACUAUGAAACGCAGAAAUCGUGGCGGGAAGAGAUCCGCAGUCACAUGCAGAAACUGACCACUAAUGGGAUGAAUAUACAAAGGUACGAGCAAGAGUUGAUCAAGAAACGAAAAGACGAGUGGAAACACGCACAGGAUAUCAGGAUGAUAUACGAGAGGAAACUUGAACGAACGAACACGAUGUAUAUGCAACUGAGUGCAAUUUUCGUUCAGUUGGAGCAGAAAGAACGAGAAAUAGCAGAGCGCGAGAAGCAGCUACCCGGUUACAAGCCUCGCAAGUGUGGAAACCUGCUCAAGCGAAGUGGCGAUAAGACAAACCGAAAGCGUGCCCCACUCAACUUUACUGCUGCGGUGUUAACCGCCAAUCAACAACAACAACAACAACAACAACAGCAGCAGCAGCAGUUUGCGACACCUUCAGGUGCGCAGUUCGUUCCUGGCGAAUCCACGACACCCAGUCCCACAUCCGUUCUGAACAGCCCAGCAAAAGCCACCCUAUAUGCUCAACUAGAUGGUACAACUCAGAAUCCCAAAUCGGUGGUCAUUAUUCCUCCGGGAAUGGCCGCUUCCGGUUCGACAUCUUCCGGACGGACAAAAAAAUUUCGACACAGACGGGUUGGUUCAGGAACGUUCAACUCACCGAAAUCUAGCCCUAGCAGAGAUCGCCGUGUGCAGAGCGAACCCGAAACUAGGCACGUAAAACUAGUGGACACAGAAACGCAAACCGACGCGAUGGAUAUCAGCGAAACAGACGCUAGCCCCAGUCCAAAUUUAGCUUCAAAACGAAUGUCGACAAGUUUGCGAGAAGAGGAGGAAGAAGAGAAAGAGCAACGGGAUGGGAUCCCGGAAUUGGCGACCCAGUCGCAAGGGUAUAGGUGUGGUAAACCACAAUCGGAAGACGACGGAGAAGUGCCUGAAGACGAGGAGAAUGGAAACUCCCUGUCUACAAUGACAAACAGCCGAAGCAGUGAUAUGCUAACGAGUAGCGCUCACCAGCAGCAAUUGAGCGACCAAAAUGAGGAGGACGAGGAUGAGCGGGCCUGUUCGAGCCCGGACCCAAUCAUGGACGCAAUGAACAGCAACGAGAGGCUGGACCGUGACUGCAGCGAUGAUGACAAGAUCGACACCCUGGAUCGCAAAGUGAGCUUUAUUUCGGAGAAACUGCAACAGCAGAGCGUUGUUGCAAAUCACGUCCAGCAACUCACGGACUAUAGCAAUAUUCUCAACGAUAACAACGUCAUUGUGUACCGGUGCAACAAAAAGUUGAACGGAAGCGUCGGGAAGGGAAGCAAGCGGGCGGAGAGUGCGAUCUUGAUGAAGCAUCCCACGGCGGGAAACAAUUUGAACGCCGGUGGAAAUGCCGUUGGUGCCUAUGUUUACAGCGGGAAUGGAGCGAUGGGCGAUGAAUCUCCACACCAUCUGCCGAGGCAGACGAUUCAGGACAAGGAGCUGUGCAACGACAGUUGGACAGACGAAGAGGGCGAGGAUCCAAUCGAACUGUACAAUUAUACGUUGCGACGAAAGAGCAUCGGACGCCUCCCAAUCAAACGUGGGCGACGCUGUAAAUUCCCAUCCGGAUCGCCAUCUUCGGCGAGUGCCGCCAACACCCAGUGCUAUCCACCAGGUUCCCCAUCCGCGAAUGUACCCGCUGCUGCUGCCAUUGGUGGAACCCUUCCGGCCUCUCCUGGUAUUGCUUGUGCGUCUUCCGUCGGUACCCACGCGAAGCAACACUCGAAUGUGACCAUUUCGGAUGAGGAGAACACCUCCGAGUACAGUCAUGCCCCUUCAAGUCAGCGGUCUACGCUGGAGAGUAAUCCGGAGCUACCGGCCGCUAUCAAGCGCCACCACCAUCAUGAACGAAUUAAGCAAAUAAUGCAAAAAAGCACCACCUCAGCCAAGGACACCGAUGACGACGAUGAUGAUGAUGACGACAUUGAAGUCGACUCCCCGAACGAUUCUAGUGACUCUAGCUCAGAUGAAGACAAUAACGCUGUCAAGAGGGAAAAACGUGGCCCUAGCAAAGAUGAAGAGAAUGGUAACAGUUAUUAGGUGUUACACACACGAACCGUUUGAAAAGGAAAAAAAGAGCGUGAUUAAUGCGAGAUCUUGAGAGAAACUGUGUUGAGAUUAGUUUAUUUUUCUUCUUUUUGGUACUCGUGGAGCAAUAGUAUGUUUAAGAAACGCGUUUAGUUUUGUUUUCUUUUUUGUUCAAUGUUCGCUAGAUUUAAGUUGUACAUUCCGGAUUCGUUCCAAAGGUACGAACUCUACGAUCCAUUCCGUUUCAGCAUUGCGAGAAAAGACUUUAAUAUAUAAUAAGCGAUAUUACAUUAUAAUAUUAACUACAAUAUAUUAUUAAUGUAAGCAAAGAGUAAUUUAGGAUAAGGGUCAAAACUGAGCAGGAAUUACCUUUAAAUUAAUAAAUCGAACUUAAUUUAAACCCGUAGCGUUAAGAAAGCAUAAGUUGUAAACAAGACACUGUAAAAAUUUCUCCGGUAAAAUCUUUUCCCAUUGUGUAAAUUAUUAUUUUUACAACUCUGAGUUUACAAAAGUGAUAAUUGGAAUAGAAUCGUGAUUUUGUGUAUUUGUGUAUGUGUGGAUAGGAGCGUGUAAAUGAAGUAAAACGUGAGAUAUAGCAAUAAAUUAUUGCAAAUAGGAGAAACUUAAAUAAUCAUAACGAACUUCGUCCAAUACUGUAAUUUAAAUCGGAACAUAUUUUCCUUUACCCGUUUGCCCCACUUUGCUUAGUUCCAAAUAGUUCUGUCAUUACGUUUUCUUUAGUACUGCCUGACCGAAAUACGGACCCAUGAUUGUGGUCGUAUCGAUACAAAUUGCAACAAAAAGUAUAAUCAUUCUAGAUGCCGUCGCCUUAACUAUUUGUAGUCAAUGGAAUAGAAACACUCACCCGCAGGAGAGUCGAUACAAUUUGAAACUGUACCUGCUUAGAUGUCGAUAUAAUACGAAAAAAAAUCUUAACUCUCCCCCAGCUUUGAAUCAGUUUUCUGAUUUUCGGAACGAGUAUGAAUACACUAGCGAAAGAUAGCUUUUGUAUGUCGAGUAAAAAUUAGAAGACUAUUUUUGGAACAGUAUUUUUUACGUUGCCACUUUUUUUGCGUGCAAUUAGUAGCCUCUUGAGACAAAAGAAAUACGAUGAUUUAUACACGAUUGAAACGAACUCAGUACUUGUUGAUCAUAUUCUUUAAUUGCGAAAAAAAGGAGACACAUACAAACUGUUCUGAUGCUUGCGAAAUAGCUAUUUGACAUUUGAAAACUAUUACUGUUAAAAUCAUAAACACUUAAACGAUAACAAAAUUAAGUACUCUCUACUUCCUGCAAACAUAAUUGGAUGAGAAACAUGAAAAGGACCGCCUAAUGAUAACUAAUUUUACUGCUUCUGGCGUUAUAGAGAUCUUAAAAGUUGAAGAUGCCACUGCUGUAAGAAAUCACACCUAACGAAAAAUCUGUUCAACAAACAAUAUUCUAAGACAGCGAAUGUGAGAAAAUGUCACUGUUUGUGCUACAUGUAACCGUAUGAAACUGGCACUUACUAGGAAGGGGUAAAAACGGAUCCUGGAAAAUAAAUUAAUCGA